Maniola jurtina (meadow brown) is the source of this 618-nucleotide messenger RNA. RefSeq lists its product as uncharacterized. The record is from RefSeq and is a predicted model, not a curated record. NCBI's taxonomy places the organism in Eukaryota, Metazoa, Arthropoda, Insecta, Lepidoptera, Nymphalidae. The transcript has 3 exons. Bases 34 to 387 code for a protein of 117 amino acids.
CUGUACCAGAGAUUGGUUGGUCUCCUGUUCACAAUGUCCGCAAGACUUUUGUUGGCGCUUGUUUGCGUAAGCGAACUGUCAUCGUUAAUAAUGGCCGGCGGUGGUGGUGGUCACAAGAAGGUGAUCAUCCAUGUCCCGGUGUUCGUGAAACACCACCACCAUAAACACACCAUCGUGAAGCAUGUCCAUCAUAAGAGUGGUGGUGGCGGUGGUGAUGAUCACUAUGAAGUCCUUGGUUACACGUAUGGUGAACCCAAAGCAGCUCCGCACGGUGGGGGUCAUGGGUGGGGUGCAGCAGAAGAAAGCUACGGCCACGAGUCGCCUGUGAGCUUCGAAGGCGGAGACCAUGGCAGUUACUCCCUCAGUGGUGAUGGACAUGGCUACUGACCCUAUGAGUGAAGAGCUAAUUAUUAUUAGUGACAUAACAGUAUUAAAUAAGUAUUUAAAUGAAGCAUAAUCUUAAUAUUUCGAAUUCCGAAGGCAUGUAGAAAAAUUAUGAGAAUGUGAUUUAUAAAGAUUUAAUGUUUUGAAAAUACCAGUUGCAUACCAAGUAUGAGGUAUUGUUAAAAGAUAUACGGCGACAUAAAAUAUCCUAACGAAAACGACAUUUCUACGCAA